AUGGCCUACGAAUUGGAGAGCAAGACGCCUGGUUCUAAUCACGACGGGGUGGCUCCAAUAUCUGACUACGAUCGUGACGAUGCGAAUCUGCAGCGAAUGGGCAAAAAGCCUGUCUUGAAGAGAAACUUUAAUGUCCUCUCCAUUCUCGGUUUUAGUUGCACGAUGUUGGGAACUUGGGAAGGGGUUCUUGGUGGCGGCUCCGGCGGUGCCAUUUAUUCGUUUAUUUUUGCCUGGGUUGGCACCAUUUUGAUGUUCAUAGUCUUCGCGGAAUUGGCUUCAAUGGCGCCGACCUCCGGAGGCCAAUACCACUGGGCAGCUAUGCUUGCCCCAGUCAAAUAUCAGAAGGUUCUGAGUUUUGUAACGGGAUGGCUUGCUGUAAUUGGGUGGCAGGCCGCUUUGGCUGCGUCCUCCUUCAUGACAGGACAGAUGAUCCAAUCGUUAGCCAUCCUUGGAAACCAACUCUACAAUGCUCAACCAUGGCAAGGGACAUUGAUUAUCUGGGCUACUCUGAGUCUAUCAUUGAUUGUCAACUUGAUUGGAGGAAAACUUCUCCCCCGCAUUGAGGUGGUCGUGUUGGUUCUUCAUAUCCUUGGUUUCUUCGCCAUCAUGAUUACCCUCGUGUACAUGGCCGAACCAAACACCGCAAAAGAGGUGUUUACGACUUUUCAAAAUGGGGGAGGCUUUUCUACCCAGGCACUGUCAUGGUUUGUAGGCAUGACAGGCAGUGCUUUUGGAUUUGCUGGUGGAGAUGGUGUUGUGCAUAUGGCAGAAGAGAUCGCAAAACCCGAAAGAGUGAUUCCUCGGGCACUAAUGCUUAGUGUUGCAAUCAACGGCUGCCUUGGGUUCGGUAUGAUAGUUGCUAUGUUAUUUUCUGCUGGGCCUGAUCUUGGUGGGCAGUUGGGUGAGAUCACCGGCUAUAACUUUAUGGGCAUCUUCAUGGAAGCAACCAACUCGCUCUCGGGCACAAUAGCCAUGUGUUCGAUCGUGAUAAUCUUUUACGGCUGUGCCGUGAUGGGUCUUUUGGCCGCAGCAUCUCGACAGCUCUGGUCUUUCUCGCGAGACAGGGGGGUACCGGGAUGGAGAUGGUGGAAACAGGUCUCCACUUCAAGACUUUUACCGGUCAACGCCAUCGUCCUUUCAGUGACUAUCUCUACGCUUCUAGGCCUGAUAAAGAUUGGCUCCACCCUUGCCAUGUACGAUGUCGUGUCGUUGGCUGUGUCCGGCAUCUACCUUUCGUAUCUCGUCGUUGCCAUCUUGCUUCUUAUUCGUCGAGUCCAAGGCUAUAUCUACCAUACUAGUGAUUCCGAGGACGAACUUGUCAACGUACCUGGAGCAAAGUUAGUAUGGGGACCGUUCCAUUGCCCCGGCGUGCUCGGCAUUGUAGUGAACGCUCUCGCUGUGGUAUAUAUUACUAUUGUUGUCUUUUUCAGCUUCUGGCCAAGUCUUAUGAGCCCAACGGUGGAAGAGAUGAAUUGGGCCAUUCUCGGAGUCGGCGCAACCAUGUUCUUGACCAUGGUAUACUUUGUUUUCCGUGCCCGCCAUAUUUACACCGGUCCUGUUGUGGAACUUUAA
Messenger RNA from Talaromyces amestolkiae, 1572 nucleotides. RefSeq lists its product as uncharacterized. NCBI's taxonomy places the organism in Eukaryota, Fungi, Ascomycota, Eurotiomycetes, Eurotiales, Trichocomaceae. Gene Ontology annotation, cellular component: membrane. Gene Ontology annotation, biological process: transmembrane transport. Bases 1 to 1572 code for a protein of 523 amino acids. Gene Ontology annotation, molecular function: transmembrane transporter activity. The record is from RefSeq and is a predicted model, not a curated record. The transcript is spliced from 7 exons.